AUGUCUCCAUACACGGCCAUUAUCAGACGCAGCGGUAAUCCCUUCGAGCUGGCUCACGUUCUGGUCUCCUGGUUGAUAGGAGCUGGGUAUGACGCGUAUGUGGUGGUUGGGAACGCCUCACGUGAUGUCUGUAUGGCCAUACGAUAUCGCACGGUUUGUCCGGAACUGCCUGAUGAGACUGAGGUUAUCGAAGAACCUCCUCCACCAGAGGAAGAACCUCGCUACCGCUUGGUGCCGCUGCCCGAUCUCACUUCCAAAUAUUGCAAGGAAAUGGAUAAAAAAGAAGAGGAGAGGUUACAGGGAGAACAGGACAAGAUAGAAAGAGAAAGAUUGAGAAAAAUUGCGGAGCUGGAGAAACCUCCGCCAGAUGAUAUUCAUACCUGGCGGACUCACGCCUGGGUGCUCGUGCUUGGUGGCUUUAAAGGAAUUGAAGAGCCCUUCUUCAUCGAGCCCAGUGAUGGAAACCGCUUCCCAUUGGACGCUGAACAGUACCAAUACAUUGACAGCGUUUAUAAUCACGAGAAUUAUUAUGUCAAUCUGCAAUCCUGUGAUGAAGGUCUGGGUUCUCUAAACUAUGAUCUAUCCGAUCUCACGUGUUGGGAACAUCUGCUGGCUGGCGAGCCUUAUUACAGGCGGCAACUGGUCGGCAUUGACUGCUCUGAUAAAAGAACCGCUGUUGAUACUGAGAAACAUCUCGACGUACCCACCAGUUGGGUUGAAAAGCUGGACAUUACCGCUGAUGAGUACGAACAGAGAUAUCCCGGGAGCCAUAAAGUGAUACAUUAUAAGAAAGUUUUGUUAGAAAAGUUCUCUCCAUAUUCACAGAAAGAUGGCAUCAUCAAAAGAAUAAAGAUAUUUGAAGAUUACGCUCUGACUAUACCACUUUUGACAUAUGAAUGGUACAAAAACAGAGCGGAUAAGAUGGACACAGUUAAAAUAGAUCACGUGAAGAAAGAGAUUCGUGAACUUUUCUUGAUUGGCAGAAAAGAUCAUCUUUUGAAGCACGUAUACUCUAUCGACGCUCCAGCCACGUCUGUGGAAGGAACUCGCAUGAUGCAGUUCAACUAUUAUGCAAGACUUGACCACCUCGAACGUCUUGAGUGCGAUGCUUUAAACUUUAACGAAUAUUACACUGAUCGAAGCGACAGGCUUGAAACAAGAUUUAUAACAUAUACGGAAGGCACAAAAUUAGAGCCAAAACGUCAGGUCAAAGAUAUAACUGAGACCUACAGCCGCAAUCCCGAUGUACCAGCCAAAGACGACAUCUGGAAAAGGAUCUUCCACAUACAGAAUAACACCAUAGAACUGCUUUACCACUACGCUUAUAAUUUCGUGACGAACAACACACGAAGCUUCAUCAAACCGAAUCUAGCUGAGACCGGCGGGAAAAUACUGUUCUAUCCCGACAAAACCUCUGGUUACAUUGCGGAUGCAUGCGCUAGUCAACCUCGACCACUCCACGUGUACUACGCUCUGUGCGACAAUAUGGAGUCAGAAUACCAGUCCCGUAAACAUAUAAGAGAUCGGGAAUCUGAUGUCACGGAAUACUUGAAACAGAGACUCAAAGAACUCACUGAACCCGUGCUGUUUGUGUCCCUGUUUGAUACAGAGAGGAAUGACGCCGCCAAAAAAGGUUGGAGGGAACAGGAAAUGCAAAAAGCUGAAGUGACGGAACGCGAGAAGGAAGCUGAGAUAGAUCCUCUAGCUCCAUACCUCGCUCGGAUGUUUGGGUCAGGGCGAGGACGAGGGCUGUUGUCCAUCAAGGAGGCAGCUCUGGUUAGAGACCAGUGCAUCAAUGACUUCCGGGCCAAGCAACUCGCGAGACAGAACCUCGUACAGGAGAGGUUUGAUAAGUUGAACGCCGAAUAUAAGAAUAAGAGACUCUGGUAUUUGGCGAACCAGUUUAUUCUGACACCUGAAAAGGAGAGCGCUUACUUCGCUGCUAGCGCGGAACUGGUAUUCCAAGUUCAUACUUUGGAAGUGCGUCUGACAAGACAUAAGGACCUAUCGGCUCCGAGAUUCAAAGUUCUUGAAGAUUAUUUAGAUAAGCAUCCCUUGCUCAAGGAGUACAAUCGUAUGCGGCAUCAUUACAGAAUUAAAUAA
This is a messenger RNA of Danaus chrysippus (African queen), 2103 nucleotides long. The record is from the annotation of a GenBank genome assembly. NCBI's taxonomy places the organism in Eukaryota, Metazoa, Arthropoda, Insecta, Lepidoptera, Nymphalidae.